AUGGGGCAGCUGAGAAUGAUCCGCAGUUCAGAGGAAGGCCUUAACCUGGUUAAUGACAUCGUCAAACGCUAUGUAUACUGCUGCCUUACGUGGUUUGGACCCAUCUACCCAAUAGUGAGACUUUUCCAUCCAACCUACAUCAAAUGUGUCCUUUUGGCAUCAGCUUCCAUUGCCCCAAAGGACAAACUUUUCUACGGUUUCCUCAGGCCUUGGUUGGGUGACGGCCUGCUGAUCAGUAAAGGGGAGCGAUGGGCUCGGCACAGGCGCCUGUUAACACCCGCCUUUCACUUCGACAUCCUCAAACCCUACGUCAAAAUCUUCAACCAAUCAACCAACAUCCUCCACGAGAAAUGGGAGCGGCUGUUAUCAGAGGGAGCGACUUCACUGGAGAUGUUUGAACACAUUAGUCUGAUGACCUUGGACAGUCUCCUGAAAUGUACCUUCAGCUACGACAGUAACUGCCAGCUAAAGUCAAGUGACUACAUUGCUGCCAUCUAUGAGCUGAGCACGCUGGUGGUGAAGAGGGAACGUUACUUACCACAUCACAGCGACUUCAUUUACAAACACUCGGCCAAUGGCAAGAGAUUCGCCAGGGCCUGUGAUCUGGUGCACUCCUAUUCACUGGAUGUCGUGCAGCGACGUCGGGAGAUCCUGAGGGAGCAAGGGGCAGACGCCUGGCUCCAGUCCAAACAAGGCAAAGUGACCGACUUCCUGGAUGUCCUGCUGCUGUCAAAGGAUGAGGAUGGCAACAGCCUAUCAGAUGAGGAGAUCCAGUCAGAGGCUGAUACCUUCAUGUUUGAGGGACAUGACACUACAGCCAGUGGGAUCUCCUGGGUGUUGUAUAAUCUCGCUCGACACCCAGAAUAUCAGAACAAGUGUCGAGAGGAAAUCCAGGAGCUGUUGAUGUCAAGAGAUGAUAAAGAGCUGGAGUGGGAUGAUCUCUCCCAGAUGCCCUUUACCACCAUGUGUAUCAAGGAGAGCCUGCGGCUCCACCCACCAGUGACCACCGUGGCACGGUGCUGCACCGAGGAUAUCCAACUACCAGACGGCAGGGUCAUCCCAAAAGGGAACAUCUGUCUGAUCAGCAUCUACGGAACCCACCACAAUCCUGCAGUCUGGUCAGAUCCUGAGGUCUAUAACCCGUAUCGCUUCGAUUCCACAUACACCGACAAGAGAGCACCCCACGCCUACAUUCCCUUCUCGGCUGGCCCCAGGAAUUGUAUCGGGCAGAACUUUGCCCUGUCGGAGAUGAAGGUGGCCGUGGCUCUGACACUGCACCGCUACAGGUUAACACUGGACCCUUCACACACAGUCCGCAGGAAACCCGAGCUGAUCCUCAGAACCGAGAAAGGGAUCUGGCUGGGACUGGAGCGGCUCUCAGGAACACAGCUGAGGGCUGCAAAACCACAGAGGGAAUUGCAAAAUGGCACAGAAGAGGGGAGGGGAAGUUUGACUUAACUUGCAGUUGCCGUGGCCUACAGAUUUUUUUUUUGUACUUACUGCUACAUGAAUAAACUCCCAAGAUACGAUGCGGAAUAAAAGCAUGAGCUACUUGGAGCUUGCUGCGUAAAAACUCA
Messenger RNA from Chiloscyllium plagiosum (whitespotted bambooshark), 1577 nucleotides. NCBI's taxonomy places the organism in Eukaryota, Metazoa, Chordata, Chondrichthyes, Orectolobiformes, Hemiscylliidae. The record is from RefSeq and is a predicted model, not a curated record.